AUGCUUGCAAUCUCUACUCCUCCUCUAUUCUCAAACAUGGGCUGGAACUUAGAGGAGGAGCCCUUAAACCAUAAAAAGAAGAACUACUAUAAAGAUACCGUGUCCUCAGAGUACUCAAUUUCCCAUAAAUUCUCUUCACCACAGCCACGGGUUGAGGUUAAAAACUCUACACCAUCAUCCACCAAGAAGGUUAACCAUAAUGCUCGAGAACGUGAUCGUCGCAAGAAAAUCAAUAACUUGAUUUUUUCACUUCGUUCACUUCUUCCAGUGUCACAUCAAAAGAAAAAAAUGAGCAUUCCGGAAACAAUUUCGCGAGUAAUAACAUACGUACCUGAGUUACAGCAGCAUUUGGAAGGACUAAUUAAGAAAAAAGAAGAACUUUUAUCGAGAAUUUCUCAGGAAAGAGAUGCAGUGAAUAAAGAAUUUAAAAGGAAGAUUCCCCAUCACAAUUCUGCUUUUGUAGUUUCAACAACUAGGCUCAAUGACAAUGAGGCUGCUAUUCAGAUUUGCUCUCAAGAGGUCAACAAGACUCCACUAUCCGAUAUCUUGCUGAUUUCAGAAAAUAAUGGUCUUUCUCUGCUAAAUGCUUCUUCCUCUGAAACCUUCGGAGGGAGGGUCUUCUAUAACUUGCAUUUCCAGGUGGACAAAACACAAGCCCACCUACCUAUGCUAAGAAAUUUCAUAAAAGAAAGUGGGGUGAUAUCUUUUGUUAUUUUCAUAGGAUUUUUUGAUGAUUUACCCGUGUUUUUCAGACAUUGGUAUCCCCACUUGAUACAGAGUGCUGCAGUGCUAGGAUAA
This is a messenger RNA of Gastrolobium bilobum, 798 nucleotides long. RefSeq names its product transcription factor ORG2-like. Gene Ontology annotation, molecular function: DNA-binding transcription factor activity, RNA polymerase II-specific; RNA polymerase II transcription regulatory region sequence-specific DNA binding; protein dimerization activity. The transcript is spliced from 4 exons. The record is from RefSeq and is a predicted model, not a curated record. Gene Ontology annotation, biological process: regulation of transcription by RNA polymerase II. Gene Ontology annotation, cellular component: RNA polymerase II transcription regulator complex. NCBI's taxonomy places the organism in Eukaryota, Viridiplantae, Streptophyta, Magnoliopsida, Fabales, Fabaceae. The coding region runs from base 1 to 798 and encodes 265 amino acids.